Messenger RNA from Epinephelus fuscoguttatus (brown-marbled grouper), 5842 nucleotides. It is a transcript of the gene cyfip2, whose product is annotated as cytoplasmic FMR1 interacting protein 2. Gene Ontology annotation, cellular component: neuron projection; synapse. The record is from RefSeq and is a predicted model, not a curated record. Gene Ontology annotation, biological process: regulation of actin filament polymerization; apoptotic process; cell morphogenesis. NCBI's taxonomy places the organism in Eukaryota, Metazoa, Chordata, Actinopteri, Perciformes, Serranidae. The coding region runs from base 267 to 4025 and encodes 1252 amino acids. The transcript is spliced from 30 exons. Gene Ontology annotation, molecular function: small GTPase binding.
AUCAUCACCCAUCGCUCCGCUGUGACUGUCCCUUUAAGAAAAUGCACUUGCAGCCAUUUUCUGCUCUUUGUGUGGGGUGGAUUAGCACUGGGUAGGUACGGGGCGAAACUAGAGCAUCAAUCGGCACAGAAGACGAGGGAAGAAAAAAGAUCAGCAAACAUUACAUCGCCGUCGCACAACGCGACACCGGCCGCCCGCCUUUGGAUAUCGCCGGACGGGCAUGCAAUUGACAGACUGGGGUGUUGUGUGAGUGACGCCUUGUUACCAUGACGACCCACGUGACCUUAGAGGAUGCCCUGUCCAAUGUGGACCUGCUGGAGGAGCUGCCCCUCCCGGACCAGCAGCCAUGCAUCGAACCCCCUCCCUCCUCUAUUAUGUACCAGGCUAAUUUUGACACCAACUUUGAAGACAGGAAUGCAUUUGUGACAGGCAUCGCCCGUUACAUAGAGCAAGCUACAGUCCACUCCAGCAUGAAUGAGAUGCUGGAGGAGGGGCACGAGUAUGCUGUGAUGCUGUACACUUGGAGAAGCUGCUCCAGAGCCAUUCCCCAGGUGAAAUGCAAUGAGCAGCCCAACAGAGUGGAGAUCUAUGAGAAAACAGUGGAGGUGUUAGAACCAGAAGUGACCAAGCUCAUGAAGUUCAUGUACUUCCAGCGGAAAGCCAUAGAGCGGUUCUGUAGCGAAGUCAAGCGUCUGUGUCACGCUGAGAGAAGGAAGGACUUUGUGUCUGAGGCCUACCUGCUCACUCUGGGCAAAUUUAUUAACAUGUUUGCAGUGCUGGAUGAACUGAAGAACAUGAAGUGUAGCGUUAAGAAUGAUCACUCUGCCUACAAAAGGGCAGCUCAGUUCUUGAGGAAGAUGGCUGACCCUCAGUCCAUCCAGGAAUCCCAGAACCUCUCGAUGUUUUUAGCCAACCACAACAGGAUCACUCAGUGCCUGCACCAACAGCUGGAGGUGAUUCCUGGCUACGAGGAGCUUUUGGCAGACAUUGUCAACAUCUGUGUCGACUAUUACGAGAACAAGAUGUAUUUAACACCCAGCGAGAAACACAUGCUGCUUAAGGUGAUGGGCUUUGGUCUGUACCUGAUGGAUGGGAACGUGAGUAAUAUCUAUAAACUCGAUGCCAAAAAGAGGAUCAACCUGAGCAAGAUCGACAAGUUCUUCAAACUUCAAGUGGUGCCACUAUUUGGGGACAUGCAAAUAGAGCUGUCGCGCUACAUCGAGACAAGUGCCCACUACGAAGAAAACAAGUCCAAGUGGACAUGCACCCAGAGCAGCAUCUCGCCACAGUAUAACCUGUGCGAGCAGAUGGUACAGAUCAGGGAGGACCACAUCCGCUUCAUCUCAGAGCUGGCGCGCUACAGCAACAGCGAAGUGGUGACGGGCUCGGGCCUGGACAGCCAGAAGUCCGACGAGGAGUACAGGGAGCUGUUCGACCUGGCUCUGAGGGGUCUGCAGCUGCUGUCCAAGUGGAGCACGCACGUCAUGGAAGUUUACUCGUGGAAGCUGGUCCAUCCCACGGAUAAAUUCUGUAACAAGGACUGUCCAGGCACAGCGGAGGAGUAUGAGCGAGCCACGCGAUACAAUUACACCAGUGAGGAGAAGUUUGCCCUGGUGGAGGUCAUUGCCAUGAUUAAAGGGCUGCAGGUUCUGAUGGGCCGAAUGGAGUCAGUGUUUAACCAGGCCAUCAGGAACACCAUCUACGCAGCGCUGCAGGACUUUGCCCAGAUGACCCUCCGAGAGCCUCUGCGCCAGGCUGUACGCAAGAAGAAGAACGUCCUCAUUAGUGUUCUUCAGGCUAUUCGAAAGACCGUCUGUGACUGGGAGGGGGCGAGGGAACCUCCAAAUGACCCCUGUCUGAGGGGAGAGAAGGACCCGAAAGGUGGAUUUGACAUCAAAGUGCCCCGCAGGGCUGUCGGCCCCUCCAGCACACAGCUGUACAUGGUGCGCACCAUGCUGGAGUCAUUGAUAGCAGAUAAGAGUGGGUCUAAGAAGACUCUCCGCAGCAGUCUGGAUGGACCCAUAGUGGUGGCCAUAGAAGACUUCCACAAACAAUCCUUCUUCUUCACACACCUGCUCAACUUCAGCGAGGCCCUGCAGCAGUGCUGUGACCUGUCCCAGCUGUGGUUCAGAGAGUUCUUCCUGGAGCUGACCAUGGGGCGCAGAAUCCAGUUCCCCAUUGAGAUGUCCAUGCCCUGGAUCCUCACCGACCACAUCCUGGAGACCAAGGAGCCCUCCAUGAUGGAAUAUGUGCUGUAUCCUCUAGACUUGUAUAACGACAGUGGCUACUACGCUCUGACUAAGUUCAAGAAGCAGUUCCUUUAUGAUGAAAUCGAGGCUGAGGUAAACCUCUGCUUUGACCAGUUUGUCUACAAGUUAGCAGACCAGAUAUUUGCCUACUACAAAGCAAUGGCCGGAAGCGUCCUUCUAGACAAGCGCUUCAGAGCGGAGUGUAAAAACUAUGGCGUGAUCAUCCCGUACCCUCCAUCAAACCGCUAUGAGACGCUGCUCAAACAGAGACACGUACAGCUGCUAGGUCGCUCCAUUGACCUGAACCGUCUGAUCACCCAGAGGAUCUCAGCAGCGAUGUACAAGUCUCUUGACCAUGCCAUCAGCCGCUUUGAGAGCGAGGACCUCACUUCCAUAGUGGAGCUGGAGUGGCUGCUGGAGAUCAACAGACUAACCCACCGGCUCCUGUCUAAACACAUGACCCUGGACAGCUUCGAUGCCAUGUUCCGCGAGGCCAACCACAACGUCUCCGCUCCCUACGGACGAAUCACGCUCCACGUCUUCUGGGAGCUCAACUUUGAUUUCCUCCCCAACUACUGCUACAACGGAUCCACAAACCGCUUUGUACGCACAGCCAUUCCCUUCACCCAGGAGCCUCAAAGAGACAAGCCAGCCAACGUGCAGCCUUACUACCUGUAUGGGUCCAAGCCUCUGAACAUUGCCUACUCCCACAUAUACAGCUCCUACAGAAACUUUGUUGGCCCGCCCCACUUCAAGACCAUCUGCCGUCUCCUUGGUUACCAAGGCAUUGCCGUAGUGAUGGAGGAGCUGCUUAAGAUUGUCAAGAGCCUGUUACAGGGCACCAUCCUGCAGUACGUAAAAACACUGAUAGAAGUCAUGCCCAAGAUCUGCCGCCUACCGCGCCAUGAGUAUGGCUCCCCAGGUAUCUUGGAGUUCUUCCACCAUCAACUUAAGGAUAUCAUUGAGUAUGCUGAGUUGAAGACAGAUGUCUUCCAGAGCUUAAGGGAGGUUGGAAAUGCCAUCCUCUUCUGCCUGCUCAUCGAGCAAGCUCUGUCUCAGGAGGAAGUGUGUGACCUGCUUCAUGCCGCUCCCUUCCAGAACAUUCUGCCCAGAGUCUACAUCAAAGAGGGAGAGCGUCUGGAGGUGAGGAUGAAAAGGCUGGAAGCAAAGUACGCCCCUCUCCACCUUGUGCCUCUAAUUGAGAGGUUGGGAACCCCACAGCAAAUCGCCAUUGCCCGUGAGGGGGACCUGCUGACCAAAGAGCGCCUGUGCUGCGGCCUUUCCAUGUUUGAGGUCAUCCUGACACGCAUCCGCAGCUUCCUGCAGGAUGGGGUGUGGCGCGGGCCUCCGCCCACCAACGGUGUGAUGCAUGUGGAUGAGUGUAUGGAGUUCCACCGCCUGUGGAGUGCCAUGCAGUUUGUCUACUGCAUCCCUGUGGGCACACACGAGUUCACAGCAGAGCAGUGCUUUGGAGAUGGGCUGAACUGGGCCGGCUGCGCCAUCAUUGUGCUGUUGGGACAGCAGCGUCGCUUUGACCUCUUUGACUUCUGCUACCACCUUCUCAAAGUCCAAAGACAGGACGGCAAGGAUGAGAUCAUCAAAAAUGUGCCCCUGAAGAAGAUGGCAGACCGCAUUAGGAAGUACCAGAUCCUCAACAAUGAGAUCUUUGCCAUCCUCAACAAGUACAUGAAGGCAGUGGAGACGGACAGUUCCACUGUGGAGCACGUUCGCUGUUUCCAGCCUCCUAUACACCAAUCUCUGGCUACCACCUGUUGAAAUAGACCCUUCACACAUAGUGCACACACACACAUACGCUCAAACACACAUAGCUGUGAUGCUAAUUUCUGCCUCUCCCUGGUCUCGUAGAGGUAUAGAUUACCACGAUGGCUUCACGCCGGCAUUAAGAAUCCAAAGACAAAUCCUCUCAAACUGUUCCUCUAUCUAAAAUGUGACUGUCUUUGAAUUCUUGAACCCCUAGAAGUGGACCAGGCCAGAGGCGGAAGUGUAUAUUCACACCUUGUCUUUUUUUUUUUAUUUUACUACCUGUGUGGCUCUCACUCAGACUCAUGCAUGCCUUCUCUAACUCCUUCUGCUGCACACCUGUGGAUCGGACCACUCACACAAAUGCCAAAAGAGUAUCUCUGUCCGAUAGUCUGUCGCCACUUGUUUGAAGUCUCAGCCGUUGGGACACAUAGACGCCUUUCAGAAUUUGCCACCGAGAGCGGAGACAAAAGUAAAUCUAACAAGGUUUAAACGAACGACUAAAUAAUGCAACAAGAUAACUAAUUUUCUAAGUUAUAUAAAGAUCUAUUAACAUGGUGCUCUUAAGUGCUACUACAGCUACUAACCGUACUAGCACAGGCACCAGUACACCUGUGCUGCCGUUAUGCGUGUCCUCUAAUAUGACCCCCCGACCUGUUUAUCGUGACACAUUUCAAACUCUUCACUCAUUUGUAUAAUAAUCUGGUCUGCCCUCGUUCAUGAUACAUAGUGUCUGUCACGCAUUUGAAUACUUCCAUCGGCUUGCUUUCAAAGGAAUUGAGGCGCAUCGCAUUCUUGAUUUGCUUUUAUUUAUCUCGCUCCCCUCAUCCGGUUUUCUCGCUUCCUCCUGACACAUUUUUAUUCGGUACCAGUUCCACUGUAAAUUUCACUGUUGAACUAAGUGAAGUGUUGAGUGUCGUAAUUGUUCUUGUUUUUAAUUCUUAAUAUUUUAAUUUACACAUCCUUGGUUUACUCGCCUCUCAAGUACUGGCUGGAAAACCUCAUUGACAGUUUUUUUUUUCUCUUUCUCUCUUUUGUCCGUUGGAAAGAUUUUUUAUAUUCUGUACAUGAUUACAGUGAUAUUAUUUACAAUUUGGAAAAGGCACAUCUUCAUCUGGGUAAAUGUGUUUGCUUUUUCAAGAGUAAAAAACAAACAAACAAAAGAAACAAGAUUAGAAAAAUACCUCUAGGUUGUAUAAAGACAGUGCUGUACUAGAUUAACCUGUUCUGAGUGUGAAUGGAUGAUGUUGGUCUAGCAGACCUCUGAAAUACUCUGCACAUAAAGGAGAAAAAAAAUCAUAACUAAAAUGUCAGUUAUAAUUAAAGGGCAGUUUCCUAAAUAUAGUCAGUAUUUACUAUUGUUGGACUUUUGCUUUAGAUUUAGCAGUGUUAUCAAAUAUGCAAAAUUUGUCCCUAUUUUUUUUCAUAUGAAGAAAAACAAAUGAAUUAUUGAGAACCCUCCCCAAACUGCCCUGUGAUCUUUUCUGCUCUGUUUUGAAUGAACAAACUUUCUUUUGUAACUCCAGUGUCUUUUUAUCAUAUUUAUUCAACUCCGACGUAUUGUUCAUUUAAAGGUUAAUCUAGUAAAAAUGACGGUACCAAUGUAUCAUCUCAAAACCUUAGCAUGGCAAGUGUAAUUUAUUGUCAUCAAUGGCUCCAUUUGUGACAUGAGGCUUUGUUUAUGAUAUUGUUGUACAAGUGACCAUGUUUUGAAGUACAAAAAAAGUGGAGAAAAAGAAUAUAAAAUGUACAACAAUGGUCCUGCAAAGGAUUUGAAAUUAUGUUGUAUUUCCAUGAAAUAAAAAAUGUUUAACUGAAAAAAUUAAAUUGUG